AUGGCUGAGUGUGCCGUGGCUACAGCGAAAGCCAAUGUGAUGCUAUAUGAUUCAAAGGCAAGUACUUGGAUUCCAAGUGGCCCGGGACAUGGGAUAUCUAAAGUUCAGUUGUAUCAUAAUACGUUAACUAACGCCUACCGUGUGGUUGGUUGGAGAUUACAAGAUCGCGAAGUUGUUAUUAACUGUGCCAUUGCACGUGGAUUAAAGUAUCAUCAAGCGCGACCUACCUUUCAUCAAUGGCGUGACAGUAGGCAACAAGUCUAUGGAUUAAAUUUUACGUCAGUUGAAGAAGCUGAUGCAUUUGCUGCUGCUGUAAAAUCUGCUUUGGAGAGUUUAGCAGCAUUGCAUCGUCAGCAGGCUUUACAAGCUCAACAACAACAACAACAGCAACAACUUAAACCUUCCGUUACCUCUUCUGCUGCUGAUAUCUCUACCGUGUCUACUGUUAAUCAAGAUUUAUCUCAGCAUCAAUAUCAACAACCAAAACAACAGAUAUCAAAUCAACAAUCUUUAUCAUCAAAUCAAUUGAUAACUAAUAAUAAUAAUAAUAAUAAUAGCAAUGCUAAUUGCAAUAACAGUCAGUCAUAUUCUAUUCAACCAACUGCAAUAACAGUACAAAAUCGACCAAUUCUAUCUUGUGAUACAGUUGAGUCGACUGAGCAUUAUGGAGAAAAGAAUAAACCGUUACCAACAGUUAAUCAACACUCUGAACAACAAUUAUCAUGUAACUAUGAUGAAACAUUUGUUAAUAAACGUGUAGAUAAUGUCGUUUUAAAUGGUAAUCAGAAUGUCUACCCGGCUGUAACUAAUAUGUGUAAAAAUAAUCCUCCUAGUCAACAAAAUACUGAAACUGCUUGUCUGAAGUCAACAGAGCAAAAUGGUGGUUUUAUUAUGAAUGGUAACACAGAGCAUGGUUUGAAUUCUGAUUCACCGUAUUAUUCAUCUUCCGAUGAUAGUGUGAGAGGUCUUCGUGGUAUACCUAACGGAUCUUGUGGACCUCAUAUGAAUUCAACAAUACCCCAGAAAAUAACAAAUGUUCCCAGUAAUACUGCGAAAGCCGUAAUUGGGAAUUCAGAUGAUAUUACUAGCUCCAGGUCGCUUUCACCAAAUCCUUGUGCUUCAAUCGGUGAUGUUAAGUUAAAUGAUUCAUCUCAGCAGUCAGCUGCUGCCUCUGCUUCUGCUCCACCGCCACCACCACCACCACCUCCUCCCCCUCCUCCACCACCUCUACCACCGGCAUUAACAACUAAUACUGCUGGAUCGAAAACUUUGCGACACACACUAAGCACAACCAAUAAACCAGUGAAUUCACAACCGACUGCAGAUGUUUCAGAUAUUAAUGAUUAUGAUAGUGUCGCUGAACCGGGUAGUUUAGACGCCCAGCUGCGUAUGGCUAGACAACAACGUCUGCGGUCAUCUUCAGUGGCUGCUGGUCCAAGUCCAGAUUCAUCUACUUCCACUGCUCCGCGUACUGCUGGUGUUGACAUGAUGACUGAUCUCCAGCGUGUUUUAGCAGCACGUCGACGAGCUAAAGAAGCUGAAGAGGAAUUGAAUACUAGUGGUGUUAAUACCACCACAGCAGCAAGUACACCAGCAACAACCACAACAACAGUGACUGGUGCUAACAGUAAUAAUAAUAAUUACUGUAAUAAUAAUGGACUUAACGGAGCAGGUGGAGAUCUACCCGCUACUUCACAAUCAUCAAGUAAUAUCACUUCUCCGGUUCGUUCACAUUCUGUAACAACGAAUGCAUUUCAACACCAAAAUUCCUUAUCCAAUAGUCCAUCAAUUGUACCUGGUUAUGCUACACUACGUAAGACUUCCAAUCCAGCUAUAGAUUCUUCAGCAUUGAAUUUCUUGUCUAAUUCUAGUUCAAACCCUAGUAACAGUAAUACAGUGACUCGUGCUGACCUAGAAGGAUUUAAACGUGAACUGAUAUCGGAAUUCCGUCGAGAAGUUCAGCAAUUAAAGAAUGAAGUAAUCGAAGCUCUUCGUGCAGCGUCUAUUCGUAAUUGUUAA
Molecule: messenger RNA, 2019 nt
Organism: Trichobilharzia szidati
Lineage: Eukaryota; Metazoa; Platyhelminthes; Trematoda; Strigeidida; Schistosomatidae
Source: the annotation of a GenBank genome assembly